CUUGUCAAGCAAGUCGAACAUGGGUGGUCGGAUUACAUUAAAAAUACUAACAAAAUUAAUAUUCUGAUCGAAUACAACAAAUGACAAGAUACUAAUUACCGGAUAGCAAGCAACCAUAUCUAUUUUAGGAACACAAAUACCAUUAGCGUAGCACGAUGGCUGAGUUAGCGGCUUUGCUGCAAACGGAGAUUCCCGAGGGGCGCAACCAUCUUACGGACAGCCACACGAACUUGGAGCGUGUGGCGGAAUACUGUGAAGCAAAUUAUUUUCAGUCUGAAAAUAAGCGGCUUGCUUUGGAAAGCACGAAAAACUACACAACACAGUCCCUGGCCAGUGUAGCAUACCAGAUAAACACAUUGGCAUACAAUUUCCUGCAGUUAUUGGAGCUGCAAACCAUGCAACUGGCAGAAAUGGAAGGACAGAUGAAUCAUAUUGCGCAGACAGUCUCUAUCCAUAAAGAGAAGGUAGCUAGGAGGGAAAUAGGAGUGCUGACUGCUAAUAAAGUCACUAACAGACAGUAUAAGAUCAUUGCCCCGGCUAAUCCAGAGAAACCUAUUAAGUAUGUGAGGAAGAGCAUUGAUUACACAGCUCUCGACGACAUCGGUCACGGCGCACGCUGGAGCAGCGCGGGCACGCCGCGCGCGCGCCGCUCGCAGGCGCCAGCGCAGCCCCUGCCGGCGCCCACCACCAAGCCGCCCACGCCGCCCGCCGCGCGCGCGCAACAGUCGAACACUGGCACGCUGGGACGGGGAACACUUGGCAAGUCGUCCCGGGAGUACCGCACGCCGCCCGCGGUGGCGCCGCCGCAGGUGCCGUCUCACUACGCGCCCAACUACCCGCGCCGCCCGCCCGGCUACUCCACGCUGCCCGUCGCGCAGCCACAGGUUGGCAUGGUUCACCCGAACCAGCACCAGUCGCCUUCGAACUAUUCUCAGCAAGACAUGCAUUCCAGCAUGCCACCACCGCCCUCUCCACUGAUCGGGUCGGACGGAGAACACAGCCAGCAUUCCAUGAGUCUUCCUGGACAACGCGGGUCGGGCCCGCCGGGCGGGGGCGCGCGCGGCGGCUCGGUGUCGCCGCCGCUGCCGCCGCCGCCGCUGGACGACGAGCUCGCGCACGACGCCUUCGGCCGCCAGCACCAUCUUAACAAUAAGCUUCGUCUACAGUACACGAGCGCCGUGCCCGCUAUCGUGCCGGACGAGGAAGAUUUGCCGGGCUGGGUGCCCAAGAACUAUAUCGAAAAAGUGGUGGCGAUCUACGACUACUACGCGGACAAAGAGGACGAGCUCUCUUUCCAAGAGAGCGCCGUUAUCUACGUGCUGAAGAAGAACGACGACGGCUGGUGGGAGGGCGUCAUGGACGGCGUCACCGGCCUCUUCCCCGGCAACUACGUCGAGCCCUGCGUUUAAUCGCUUUAGCCUUACUCCGUCUUCACAUUAUCCGAUCC
Messenger RNA from Leguminivora glycinivorella, 1447 nucleotides. RefSeq names its product abl interactor 2 (gene Abi). Lineage: Eukaryota; Metazoa; Arthropoda; Insecta; Lepidoptera; Tortricidae. The record is from RefSeq and is a predicted model, not a curated record. The transcript is spliced from 9 exons. The coding region runs from base 156 to 1409 and encodes 417 amino acids. Gene Ontology annotation, molecular function: SH3 domain binding.